Messenger RNA from Crotalus tigris (Tiger rattlesnake), 5917 nucleotides. It is a transcript of the gene PDE7B, whose product is annotated as phosphodiesterase 7B. The transcript is spliced from 13 exons. Gene Ontology annotation, molecular function: 3',5'-cyclic-AMP phosphodiesterase activity. Lineage: Eukaryota; Metazoa; Chordata; Lepidosauria; Squamata; Viperidae. Bases 431 to 1990 code for a protein of 519 amino acids. The record is from RefSeq and is a predicted model, not a curated record.
GGGCUGGUAAAUAAAAACUCCCCUGUGGGUGUAAUUGCAUUUGCCUGGUAGCCUUAGCUAUCAUGGGGGCAGAGCCAGGGAAGUGAACACAAGCAAAAGAAAACAUUCCUCCAGUUUGGAUUUUUCUUCUUCUGAGACUAGCUGUAGGCUGGGGUUAAUCAAACACAGUUAACUCAAAUCCUUAGAGGGCAGGAAAGGGAACAUUUGCACGCAAUUGAGAAGGCACAGCUUUGGAACAGUCACGACUUGGAGACUUUGAAAGAUAAAUUUCAAGCAGAAUUUGUUGAUUCGACUUUGGGAGCAACAAGACUGCUGUAAGUUUAGAGAAACUGCUAGAGACAGCUGGUUCAAGGAUGUUUGGUGCUUCUACUCCUCCUGGAAUUUAAAGGCAUUCUCAUCUUCUGAAGAAGCAGCAUCCGUCUUUUUGAGAAUGCCUGUGCUGAAUAGGUUUUUCAGUGUGCUGGAUAAGAGUAGGCAGUGGGGGACUGAGGAAGAUCGGAUGCCCUUGACUGCCGAGAGCCUGCCAGUCUGCCAACAGGGAAUUUUGUCUUGGGGUUUGUCUGAGAAGUUCAGAAUCAUAAAGCUGAUCUGGAAAUCCAAAAAUGAGCUUACGGAGGCAAAGAGGAGAGAAGUUCGGGAAAGUGGAGGGAGUACUAAUGUUUUAUCAGAUCAGAUGAUCCUCUUAAGUGUUGCUGAACUGAAAGUACAAGCAAUCCCACGCAAUCUGGUUCAUGGAGAUGCACACCUGAGAGGUCAGACAGGGGUUCUUUCUGAGCGACGUGGUUCCUAUCCAUUCAUAGACUUCCGUCUUCUGAACAAUACCAUUUACUCAGGAGAAAUCGGAACAAAGAAAAAGGUUAAGAGACUAUUAAGUUUUCAGAGAUACUUCCAUGCAUCCAGGCUAUUGCGUGGAAUCAUACCACAAACUUCGCUGUACUUACUGGAUGAAGACUACCUUGGUCAAGCAAGGCAUAUGUUAUCCAAGGUGGGAAUGUGGGAUUUUGACAUUUUCCUGUUCGACCGCUUGACAAAUGGGAACAGCCUGGUAACCUUGUUGUGCCACCUCUUUAAUAUACAUGGGCUUAUUCAUCAUUUCCAGUUAGAUAUGGUUACAUUAUACAGAUUUUUAGGUAUGGUGCAGGAAGAUUAUCACAGCCAAAACCCGUAUCACAAUGCUGUCCAUGCUGCUGAUGUCACGCAAGCUAUGCACUGCUACUUAAAAGAGCCCAAGCUUGCUAACUUUCUCACCCCUCUGGAUGUUAUGCUUGGAUUACUGGCUGCUGCAGCACAUGAUGUAGAUCAUCCAGGAGUCAACCAGCCAUUUUUGAUAAAAACAAAACACCAUCUUGCCAGUUUAUAUCAGAAUGUUUCUGUAUUAGAAAACCAUCACUGGAGAUCUACAAUAGGCAUGCUUCGAGAAUCAAGGCUCCUUGCACAUCUGCCGAAAGAAGAGAGUUAUGACAUUGAACAACAGCUUGGUUCCCUGAUCUUGGCAACAGAUAUCAACAGGCAGAAUGAAUUUUUGAUCCAGCUGAAAGCUCAUCUAAAAAACCAGGACUUGAAAUUAGAGGAUGCUUCAGACAGGCAUUUUAUACUUCAGAUUGCACUUAAGUGCGCAGACAUUUGCAAUCCUUGCCGGCUCUGGGAGCUGAGCAAACAGUGGAGUGAGCGAGUUUGUGAGGAAUUCUACAGGCAAGGUGAUCUGGAGCAGAAAUUUGACUUGGAAAUAAGUCCUCUUUGUAAUCAGAAGAAAGACACAAUACCUAGUAUACAAAUUGGCUUCAUGACCUAUAUCGUGGAGCCACUUUUUGAAGAAUGGGCCAAUUUUACUGGGAACACUCAUUUAUCUGAAAACAUGCUAAACCAUCUGAGAAGAAACAAGACCAAGUGGAAGAGAUUGCUUCCUAGGCAACAUGGCAUCACCAUUGACCACUCACUUCAAAUUACUGAAAAUGAAGAGCAGACUUUUAAUGAAGGAGAAACUCCAUAGAGGUGGUACAACGACAAAACCCCACAGGUCUAUUGGCCCAUCAUUAACAAGACAGAAAAUUAAGAAAGCUGGAGGAAAAUUGAACCUGAAGUAACCUCCUAAUGGAAAACUUACAUUAUUUGUAGGUUUCUAUUCUGAAGUGCUACCAAAUCUCCCUUCUUCAUCUUAAUAUCUGAAGCCAUUCGUCACCUCUGAUCUCAAGCUUGAGUAAGAAAAUGAAGCUGGACUGAUAAGCAGGAACCAACAAAUAGGAGUAAUGGAGGACACAGGAAAGACUAGUGCAUUUUGGGUUAUCAGUUGUAUUAACUUUGGGUGAUAUUAAGACAGGUGUUGAACAAAGGCUUGGAAUAAUGUACAGUCAUUUGGCAGCUGGGCUGCACAUUAAAACUCAUCACCAGCAUCAUCUGAACUCAGAAGACCUUUGGCCACACAGAGAGAAGUUUUAACUGACUAAUGUCUUUUAUAAUUUUUGUAUUUGAUGCACUGGAAAAGGCAUUUAAAGAACCUUGAAGUAAGGUUAUUCUGUGUACCCAAUAUUUUUUUUUCAUAGUGGUACCCAUUGAUCAUUUUAAGCCACUUUAGAUAAAAGACUGACAUUCUCACCGCAAGAACAAUAUUUCCUCUCAAAUCAAAAGGGAAGAGUUGUACAGUUUAAAUGUUCUCAGAUAUCUCUUUUGAUGGCUGUAUCUGUGGCCUGUUUAUAUCCGCAAAAUACAAAUAUCAUGGGAAAGCUACCUGUAUAAGCAAUGGCACUGUGAACAAAAUACUGUUAGUUUUAGUAUUUGUAAAUACUAUUAAUAUACUUCCGUUUGUUUGCAGAUAAAGGCCUUAAGUUCUAGCAUACAGUACUUAACUUUCUGAUGGCUACUGAAAGUCUUAUAAUUUAAGUGUGGCCUGUUUUCAUUUGCCCAGCCAAGGAUUACAUGGUCAAUAUCUGCUGGAGGUUUUUGUUUGUUUGUUCAUUUUCGUUUGUUUGCAGGUUUGAUUUGCAUUCAUUCGUGGGCAUGAGUUCCAGUAAUUAAUGAAAAUGCAAUUCAGCACAGUUUUUGUCAUUUUUUAAAAACUUCAAUGGAUAAAUUUACAAACUUUGUUUGAUGUAACAAUGCUAAUGCCAAACUGACCAAAUGAAAUUGGACCUUGAAGUAGCCAGGGAUUGCAUCAUGCCAAGGAAUUUUGUUAAAAGUCUCCAAGAUUAUUAUAUAUGUUGAAAGAUACCCACGGGCGUUUCUACUAAAAAUGUAAAAAUAAUGGCCAUAACCCUACACAGUUUUACUUAGAAUUAUAUUUGCCCCCAAAGGGUGUCCAUUUCCUUUUGUCAUAAAUUGAGGGACACUAUCCAUUAAGGCCAGAAUAGGCAAUCUUGGACUCUACAAUGAUUUGGCCAAUACCUCUUACAGUCUCUUGUCUAUAUCCAGCUUUAUUAUGAGGAGUGAAGCUCAAAGCAUAAUUCAUCCCUGCAUUAGUGACUUACUUUGAAGUUCAGGGUAUCUUUCGAAACCAAACAAUGCUACAAAUCAAAAUUUGCCAAAACAUGCCAUUAAUGCCUGUAAAUCGUUAAAAGAAUUUUUCAGUUUUUCAGGGAUUUUUAACCUUGCUUGUUGAUUAGGUUUGUAGUCUGUGUCUGUCAAAAUGGUACACAAGGCAGCCCUCAAUAUAUGGAGACAUUUAAGAUGUAAUGAAAAAAUAAAAAGUCAGUUAAACCCUUUAAAGUUAAAGCCUAUUUCCACAACUUACAGUACUUUUAAUAGACUGACAAAUCAACUUGAAGGCCAAAAGACUGUUUUAGGAAUACCGUUGUGUGCCUAUAGCAGAUGGGUGGGAUUGGAGGUGGACAAACAUCAAAGAUGGAGCUGAUUUUAUUCAAUAGAACUGAAGAUGACUGCUAAUUAUCAGUUCACAUGUUUUUAUGUGCAUAUCCAACAAAAUGCACAUGGGCUACUUCUAAAAAAGCAAAUGUAUUCUCCAAAUUAACAUAUGCAAAACAGUAUAUGCAUUGUUUAGUAGUAUGUUAUCCUCCCCCUAUAAAAUCAUGGUAUUUCGAUUCAUUAUAGUUUACACAUUAUUUUUAUGUUAUUGCUGAUUACAUGGAGAUCAUUUUCAGAGAAUACAAAAACACUACAAAGAAGGGAGAUUUCUUGAUAAAUUAACUUCAAACGGGAAAGCAACUGAGCCCAGCUUUCCUUAUCCAUCCAUGAGCAGAAGUGGCAUAACACUGGCAUGUUUUAACUCUGUUUUAAAUUAAAGAGAAACAAUACCAAUCAUGAUGAAAUAUCAUAUAAAAUUGGAAUAGAAUGCAAAAAAGGUAAUUGCACAGUAAGGCAAAUAAAAAUGUAAGUUAAAUGUUUGCAAGUCAAAGAACAAAAUUCCAUUUGGAUAUUAUAUUGUAAAGUUAUUAGUCCCUUUUACUUGCUAGUACAAAACUCAUUUCAGCAGUAACACUACACAAGGAAGUCAUCAAAGAAUAAUGUUUGAGGGUGUACAUCUUUACUUAAGAUGGGGGGAGGUGGAAUCCCCAGGAAUUGUUGAAUUCUAUUGUCUUCCAGCCCAGUCAGCAUGAAAAAUAUCGGGGGAUGACUAGAAUGGCAGGCCAACCAAACCUAUUACACAUCCUUGCCCAACAGAAUCCUGAUUGAGAGGUCCUUGGCAUUCUCUGAACUUCAUUGUUUCAUUUCAUUACCCAAACUAAGAAAACAACCAAGCUCAGAGACCAUGAAGAACCCUGAGCUACAAAUAUUCUUUUAUUAGAAUCCUGAUUAUUCUCAAACAUUCUCUAAUAUCUAACUCUGAAAUGUUUAAACUUCUGUCACCUUAACAGUUUUCAAGCAACCUCCUUAAGACUAGUUCACAGGGCAAUAUGAUGAUUAUCUGUUUUCAUUCCUCAAGUUCCCAGCCAUAGAAACAAGAAGGGCUCAGUUAAAAAGUUAAUCUACUCUAUGAUAUGAUUGAGAAAUGUCUGUGAAUGCAGCCGCCACCUAGAAAUGCUACCCUUGUAUUUUUAAACAUAAUGUAGAAAGAAGUUGGUGGUCAAAUUAGAAGACGUCACAAAAUGGCGACGUGAAAAGAACGUGUCAACUAGUCUUGAGCUGAACUGAGAAUUUAGGCUGAAAAAUACUUCCAAUUGAUGGAAGCAUUGAUCAAACGAUUUGGGAGCCUUGUAGAAAGGAGCUUUAUACAUGCAGGGACAGCAGGAUUCACUCUGGCAAAACUGUAACAGAAAUAUUUAAUACCAUAGGUCAAAAAUGAAUUAAUUGGAUUGCAACAGUAUUUUCAUUCUUUUACCUUUAUUUAUAAUAGUAUCUGUGUUUUUUCUGAAGAUUUAACAAAAAAAAUUAAAUACAAAUUUGCUGAACAAAAACCAGUUAGCAAAGUUCUCAAUAUUUACUGUAACUGUUUUCAAAUCAUUCCAUAAUUGUUGUUCAUGAGGCUGUUUUUAUUUCAGGUGCUGUGGGCCAUCCCCUACACGAUUUUUCAAAGCUCUAGCCUUGAGCUACUCAGCUAAUACUUCCAACGCAAAUGCAGGUUCUUAACACCAAUCCCUCCAAGCUCAAUAGAAACAUACAGUCUUCCAAAGAAUUUACAAAAUAGCUCCAGUGAGAUAAUGGGUUAUACCCAGUGGUGGGAUUCAAAUAUGUGAACAACCGGUUCUCUGUGUGGAUGCCGCUUCCGGAAGUCUGUUCUAGGCCUGGGCAACAAAAAAUUAGCUACCAGUUUUACCAAACUGGUGCGAACCAGCAGAAUCCCACCACUGGUUAUUUAUACCCGUACAUACAUUUCUCAGAUUUUAUUCUGGCCUUGCAUUUUAUUUUAUUUUUUGGUCACAGAAUAAUUAUGACUUACAAACCUUCCAAUUUGCAUAGAAGUAGAAGUCCACAUGUUGGGAGGUCUUCUAAUUAAGAGAAGAUGACUUUAUGGAAUCACUGUGAACAA